Molecule: messenger RNA, 348 nt
Organism: Penicillium mononematosum
Lineage: Eukaryota; Fungi; Ascomycota; Eurotiomycetes; Eurotiales; Aspergillaceae
Exons: 1
Coding region: 1-348 (115 amino acids)
Source: RefSeq, a predicted model, not a curated record
AUGACAGGCGACCUCGACUUCGCGUUUCAUGGCUUUCCCGGUGGCGAGGUGUACUGCGGACCCGUUGAGGCUUUCGGCUAUGAGUAUGGGCGAGGCGAGUAUGAGGAUGAUGAUGAUGCAUGUACCCACUGGAACAGCAGUUUCCUUAAUGCGGACAUCGCGGUCGUUACGAUCGCGGGCGAGAACAGCGAUAAGGAAUGGUGCCGCUAUAGCAUCGAUCUGCGUACAGGUACACCGCUCGCGCAUUUCGAGGGACAUUCCUGUGGUAGAGACGAUUUCGAGCCCCUAGGGGACGACACCUGGAUUGUCUCUGGCACUGAUGGCAGCACCAUCCGUCGGUGUCCAUGA